Messenger RNA from Zea mays, 1430 nucleotides. RefSeq names its product Cinnamoyl-CoA reductase 1. Gene Ontology annotation, molecular function: oxidoreductase activity, acting on the CH-OH group of donors, NAD or NADP as acceptor. The coding region runs from base 166 to 1188 and encodes 340 amino acids. The transcript has 5 exons. The record is from RefSeq and is marked provisional. NCBI's taxonomy places the organism in Eukaryota, Viridiplantae, Streptophyta, Magnoliopsida, Poales, Poaceae.
CGGGCAGGACGACACAGGCAGAGCCGCCGGCCCUCGCUUGGUGGUGGGGUCUAGUUUCUUUCUCGCCUCUGCCUGUGCCUGCUGGUGGUAAGUAAUAACAGCGACACGGUACCCACGCGCGGCGGCGGCGGCGGCGGCGGCGACGAAGACGAAGACGAAGACGACAUGACCGUCGGCGACGACGCGGCGGCGCCGGGGCGCGGGCAGACGGUGUGCGUGACCGGCGCCGGCGGCUACGUCGGGUCGUGGAUCGUCAAGCUCCUGCUCGAGCGGGGCUACGCCGUCCGCGGCACCGUGCGCAACCCUGACGACGCGAAGAACGCGCACCUGCUGGCGCUCCCCGGCGCGGCGGAGCGGCUGGCGCUGUGCAAGGCCGACCUGCUCGACUACGGCGCGCUGCGGGCGGCCGUCGCCGGCUGCCACGGCGUCUUCCACGCCGCGUCGCCGGUCACCGACGACCCGGAGGAGAUGGUGGAGCCGGCGGUGCGGGGGACGCGGUACGUCAUCGACGCGGCGGCCGAGUCCGGCACGGUCCGCCGCGUCGUCCUGACGUCGUCGAUCGGCGCGGUGGCCAUGGACCCCCGCCGCGAGCCGGACGCCGUCGUCGACGAGUCGUGCUGGAGCGACCUCGACUUCUGCAAGAAGACCAAGAACUGGUACUGCUACGGCAAGGCUGCGGCGGAGCGGGCGGCGUGGGAGGCGGCGGCGGCGCGCGGGGUGGACCUGGUGGUGGUGGUGCCGGUGCUGGUGCAGGGCCCGGCGCUGCAGCCGUCGGUGAACGCCAGCCUGAUGCACGUGCUCAAGUACCUGAACGGGUCCGCCAAGACGUACGCCAACGCGGUGCAGGCGUACGUGCACGUCCGCGACGCCGCCGACGCGCACGUCCGCGUCUUCGAGGCGCCCCGCGCCGCCGGCCGCUACAUCUGCGCCGACGCCGUGCUCCACCGCGAGGACGUCGUCCGCACCCUCCGCAAGUCCUUCCCGGGCUACCCCGUCCCGGAGAGGUGCUCUGACGAGGUGAACCCGAGGAAGCAGCCGUACAAGAUCUCCAACCAGCGGCUGAGGGAGCUGGGCCUGGAGUUCACCCCGGCGGCGCAGGCGCUGUACGACACCGUCGUGUGCUUCCAGGAGAAGGGCAUCCUCCCUCUCCCUGUCCCCGCCCCAACGCCGGCGUCACCGGACGCCUGAGCUAGCUGAUGAGCUGGCCCAGAACCAACGAAGAAACAUGUUUGGCACGCAAACCGCUAUUAUAACAGUCGCUGCUUCGAUCAUUCUGCCGCUAGAGAUAGAAUGUGGAGUGUGUGCUACUCGUUGUGGGCGUAAGAGUGUCAGAAGAGUGCAGCAGUAACUAUAUCGAUGCGACUUUUUAUAUGUUGCUAUAUCAUGUGUGACAAUCUCCUAAUAAUAAAUAUAUGGAGUAUCGUCGUCCU